Messenger RNA from Ilyonectria robusta, 1026 nucleotides. RefSeq lists its product as uncharacterized. The transcript is spliced from 3 exons. Lineage: Eukaryota; Fungi; Ascomycota; Sordariomycetes; Hypocreales; Nectriaceae. The record is from RefSeq and is a predicted model, not a curated record. Bases 1 to 1026 code for a protein of 341 amino acids.
AUGUCAUUCGGCUUCUCAGUCGGCGACAUCGUCCUUCUCAUAAAUCUCACACACAGCCUGAUCAGUUGGGUCAGAAACGCACCGGCUCAAUUCAAAGAAUUCGAAGGCGAUCUGGUAUUGGCAUCUCGCGUGCUAGACCGGCUCAGAGAUAAGUGGUCUCAAUUCUCUGGCCGAGCUACAGGCAGUGGCACGCCGCUGAAUCAAGAUCAAGUCCUCCAGAAUACUAUUGACGGUAUUCGAAAUGGCCUCGAGGAGCUUCAAACGCAGCUGGCCAGUGAAUCGGUUGGGCCGUCCCUUUCCAGCCCGUUUUCCAAUUUUCGAUUCACUCGCCGAAUUCAAGACCUCCAUCGGCGGCUUCAGUUUCACCUGGCGUCCAUCCAAAUUGUUAUGCAAAACGUUACUUUGAUGCAAGGAAGGGACAUAGCUGAGACUCUCGAGGUGCUACGCGAAGCCCAGGGGGAGCAAGAGAGGGAGGAUCAGGAGCUCCAAGACACGCCAACCCGCGACCGCGGAACAUUUUCGACGAUUAAUUCUCGUGACUAUCUCAUUGAGAGAUGGCGUCGAGGAGUUACCACCAAUAUCGACAACUAUUCAUCGAUCAGCAUUGGAAUGCCUGGAAACUCGCAUGUUGACGAAAACCCUGCGGAUGACAUACUACCCGCUGUAGUUCAUGCAGCAGAUAAUGAGGCUGCUUUAACGCCUCCCCCUUCUCAGCCCAGAAACAUCAAAUUCCAGCUCCCUGACGCUGUGGCACAAGAGACAACACUGGAUGACUCGCUUCUGACCGGACCGCGGCGUCCGUCAACUUCGGAUAUCCGUCAAUGUCUAGGCAUGGCUGUGAUACUUCUCGUAACAGGGCCUAUACUUGCAAGUUUUGCAAUGAGUAUGUACCGUGUCAUCAAAGAGAGUACAAAUAUCACGGGAAGUGAUACUGGAUCUUACAAAUCCUUCAUCAAGUUCACUCCCAUGGCUGCGUUCCCAUCGUCGUUGGCCGGCUUUGGUUAUGGGGUGUAUCUCAUUACCUAA